GGCAGAGCCACGUCUCGGCCGGAGGAGCCGCAGAAGCCGCCGCAGCUCCAGCCGCCGCAGUCGCCGCCGGGGAUUGCCAACAGGAACUUGGGACAAGUAAUAAAUUAAAUUUAAGUAAACUUUACUGGAGCUCUUAAAACAGAGACUGAAUUUAUAUUGUGAUUGUUCCAGACAAAUAGAAGAGGAAAAAUGUUCCUUUUGCACUAAGUGUCUCUGCAUUUGAAAAUGGUUUAUUCUCCACCAUCAUACUGUCACCAAGUAUUUCUGAUGCAGAAUCUCACCAACUGCUUGGAAAUGCUAAAUGUUUUCCUGAGAGAAGGCAGCAAAGGCCUGUUUGGUUGCAGGCUACUUGUGUUACUUCCUGGGCUCCCAGCUUCUGACUGACACUAGCCAGCAAAUGGAAACCUUACCACUGUGUUUCUGAAUGGCUUUUGACUGUUGCUGAUGGAGGGGGCAUAGCAGGCCUUGUUCUCAGCUCAUUCAUAAACUCCUAUCAGCACCACUCCCGUCUGGGUCACAGCUAUGAUGGACUCUUCCCCAGCUGAGCAAAGUGGCCUGCUAGAAAGCAGAUCUCUCAAUGGCAUCCCCGACCACUCUGCAACACUUCUGAAUCACAUGGGCAAACUGAAUCAGGCUGAUAGUGGUGAAAUUCAUUGUGCCAGUAUUAAUGUUAACCAAGAGUCAAAUGAAGAAGAAAACAUGGAAGCACCCAGCAAAGGGGACGCCUGUCAGAAUGGACCCACAACCCAUUUCUCUGAUCCUCCAAUGUCUCUUGAUCCCACCACCAGACCAUUUGGUCCUGAUCCAUCUCCAGGUGUGGCUGGUUUCCAUGACAACCUAAGGAAGUCUCAGGGAUCUAGUGCUGAGGGCGUAGUUCUUAGAAAAGAAGCUUUGCAGUCUCUCAAACUCAGUCUUCCUAUGCAAGAAACUCAUUUGUGUUCAACUGAAUCUUCACUUCCCUUGGAAAAAGAGGAACAGAUCCGACUUCAGGCUCGAAGACGCCUAGAAGAACAGCUCAAACAGUAUCGAGUGAAAAGGCACCAGGAGAGGUCUAAUCAACCUGUAUCCAAAAACCGACCUACCAGCACGCUGGACCCGGAGCUCAUGUUAAACCCAGAAAUCUUACCAAGAGCCAGCCCAGUAGCGAUGACAAAAGAAUAUUCCUUCCUGCGGACCAGUGUCCCUCGGGGACCUAAAGUAGGCAGUUUAGGACUUCCAGCACAGCCAAAGGAGAAAAAAAGUUCCAAAUCGAGCAAAAUCCGGUCUCUGGCGGAUUAUAGAACUGAAGAUUCAGACUCCGGGAUUUCUACUGGGAACUUUCUGGCUCCUGACUCUGUCAGAGGCUCCCUGCAUCACAGUAGAAGCGGUCUGGCCUCGGUGGUGUCUGAAAUCAGCCUGACUCCUGAGACUGAUGACCGGCUGGAGAAUUCUUCAGUAGCCGGAGACAGCAUCUCUGAACUGGACGGCAGUGAAGGGGGCAUGAAGCUGGAUGGCAACGACAGUGACAGCUCGUCCUACAGCAGCGUCUCCGGCAGAGGCACAUACGGAAUGUUGGGCACAGUGAGCAAGCAGGCGGCCUCCUACCUGGUCAAUGGCCAGGAGAUCAGCUCCGAGGCGAUGGGGCAGUUCCCUUCCAUUAGAGACGUCCUCCAGGCCGCCGCAGCCGAGCAGCACAGCCCAGAACCAGACGUCAAUGGGGAUGUGCAGAGUCGCAGAGAUAGCAUAUCCAGCAGCAUAUCCAUGGAGAGCUCUGUUGCUGGAACCCAUGAUGAAAUGCUACAGGUUCUUAAAGAGAAAAUGAGGCUUGAAGGGCAGCUGGAGGCCUUGUCUUUAGAGGCUAGUCAGGCCCUUAAAGAGAAGACUGAGCUUCAAGCCCAGCUCGCAGCCUUGGACACCAAGCUUCAGGCCCAGGUGGAGCAGAGCCGAAACAGCCAGCAAAAACAGGAUUCAUUGAGUUCGGAAGUGGACACCUUGAAGCAGUCCUGCUGGGAUCUGGAACGGGCAAUGACUGACCUGCAGAACACCCUCGAGGCAAAAAACGCCAGCCUGGCUUCCUCCAACAACGACCUUCAAGUGGCUGAGGAACAGUACCAGAGACUCAUGGGGAAAGUGGAGGACAUGCAGAAAAGCAUCCUCAGCAAGGACAACACAGUGCACGACCUUCGGCAGCAGAUGACGGCUUUACAGAACCAACUACAGCAGGUUCAGCUAGAGCGCAGCACACUGACCAGCAGGCUCCAGGCCUCCCAGAGCGAGAUCACCUCGCUGCAGAAGGUUCGGCAAUGGUACCAGCAGCAGCUGGCCCUGGCCCAGGAGGCUCGGGUCAGGCUGCAGAGUGAGAUGGCCCACAUCCAGGUUGGGCAACUGACCCAGGCAGGUAUUCUCGAGCAUCUUAAACUUGAGAAUGUGUCAUUGUCCCAUCAAUUAACAGAGACUCAGCAGAGAUCCAUCAAGGAAAAGGAACGGAUUGCUGUCCAAUUACAAAACAUAGAGGCGGACAUGCUGGACCAGGAAGCGGCAUUUAUUCAGAUCCAAGAAGCCAAGUCCCUUGUGGAAGAAGACCUGCAGAGGAAGCUGGAGGAGUUUGAGGAUGAGAAGGAGCACUUACAAAAAAUGGCUGAUUCUGCCACAUCCUUGGAGCAGCAACUCCAGCAGGUCAAGCUGACUCUGCAUCAGCGGGACUUGCAGCUGGACGCCCUGCAGCAGGAGCACCUGGACCUCAUGAAGCAGCUGACCCUGAGCCAGGAGACUCUGCACACCCGGGAGCAGGCCCUGGGCGAGCUGCAGACCCGCCAUGAGGAGCUGCAGGCGCGCCUGGAGGAGCUCCAAGGGGACGUGAGCGCCAAAGAGGAGACCCUCCAGUUCCUUCAGAAUGAGAAGAUCGUCCUGGAGGUGGCGCUGCAGGCGGCACGUGCAGGCAAGGAGGAAUUUGACCGCAGUGCCCAGCAGCUGGAGGAGGAUGCGGACGCCACCUCGGAGCUCUUGGAGCAGCUCAGGCAGGAGAUCGCAGUCAAGUGCAGCCAGGUGGAAAACCUGCAACAAGAAAGUAUUGCUCUUAAAAAACAGACUCAGAAAGUGAAGGAACAAUUUCUUCAACAAAAGGUGAUGGUGGAAGCGUACCGGAGGGAUGCAAGUUCCAAGGACCAGCUGAUCAGCGAAUUGAAAGCCACAAAGAAAAGACUGGACUCAGAGAUGAGAAGUCUGAGGCAAGAAUUAAUCAAGCUUCAGGGUGAAAAAAAGUCAGUGGAAAUGGAGCAUUCCAAGUUACAGAAGGAAGUAUCCCAAGUUCAACAACAAAUGACUGACCUCGAAGGACAGCUCCAGCUAGUGCAGAGAGAACGAGAUGAAAUGGAGACACAGUUACAGUCUUUGCAGUUUGACAGAGAACAAAUGGCAUCCCUUACAGAGGUGAAUGAAGUUUUGAAACAACAAGUAGAACAAAUGCAGCUAGAAGCAAGAAAGGCCAUUACAGAACAAAAGCAAAAGAUGAAGCGAUUGGGUUCAGAUCUGACCAGCGCCCAGAAAGAGAUGAAAGCCAAGCACAAAGCCUAUGAGAAUGCAGUGGGCAUCCUGAGCCGCCGCCUCCAGGAAGCCCUCACUGCCAAAGAAUCCUCAGAGGCUGAAUUAACCAAACUCAAAGCCCAGAUCACAGAUGGAGGAAACAGCCAAGCUCAGAAUGAACGAAUCCAAGUCCUGGAGUUGGAGCUACAGACUGUUGGUCACAGUAAGAUGGUACUAGAGAAGGAACUACAAGAAAUCAUCUCCCUGACCAGUCAAGAGUUGGAGGAAUACAGGGAGAAAGUCAUUGAACUGGAGGAUGAGCUCCAAGAAUCCAGAGGCUUUAGGAGAAAGAUAAAACGCCUUGAAGAGUUAAAUAAGAAGUUGGCUCUUGAAUUAGAGCACGAGCGAGGAAAGCUAACAGGUCUUGGACAGUCCAAUGCAGCCUUACGAGAACACAACAGUAUCCUAGAAACUGCAUUAGCCAAGAGGGAGGCAGAUUUGGUACAGCUGAACCUACAGGUGCAAGCAGUCCUACAGCGCAAAGAAGAGGAAGACCAGCAGAUGAAACAACUCGUCCACACCCUGCAGACAGCACUGGAGAAGGAGAAGGCCAAAGUGCGGAGCCUCAAGGAGCAGGUGGCUGCAGCCAAGGUGGAUGCUGGACACAACCGCCGUCACUUCCGAGCUGCAGCCUUGGAGCUGAGUGAGGUGAAGAAGGAGCUCCAGGCCAAGGAGCAGCUCGUGCAGAAGCUCCAGGCAGAAGCCGACAGCCUGCAGGCACAGGAGGGAAAACAUUGCCAAGAAGUGUCCCAGUUCCAGCAAGAGUUGGCAGAAGCUCGGGCUCAGCUGCAGCUUCUACAGAAGCAGCUGGACACACAACUGGAGAAGCAGCCUGUUGAAAACCAAGAGGUUGAAGAUCUCAAAUGGGAGAUAAGUCAAAAAGAGAGAGAAAUCCAGAGCUUGAAGCAGCAGUUGGACUUGAGUGAACAGCACAGUCAGAAGGAGUUGGAAGGAAUCCAGCUGGCACUGCAGAAUAUUAAAACAGAGCUGGACAUGGCACGGGAAGAUCUUUCAUUGACCCAGAAAGAUAAAUUCACCCUUCAGGCUAAGGUGACAGAACUGAAGAACAGCAUGAAGACACUGCUCCAGCAAAACCAGCAGCUGAAACUAGACCUGAAGCACGGCAAGAUGAGGAAGAGGAAAGAACUGAAAGGAGAGACCAAUUCCAACCCCGUGACUCCUGUAAAAAUUCCAGACUGCCCUGUCCCUGCCUCCCUCCUUGAAGAGCUUCUCAGACCCCCACCAACUGUGAGCAAAGAGCCGCUCAAGAAUCUCAACAGCUGCCUCCAGCAACUGAAGCAAGAAAUGGAUAGUCUUCAGCGCCAAAUGGAAGAACACACAAUCACGGUACAUGAAUCGAUGUCUUCAUGGACUCAGAUGGAGGGCCACUUAAUAGACCUGGCAGUGACUUGCCCUCCUGCUGCCUCUCGGGACCUCGAAAACUCGGGCCAUGACCAAGAGGAACAGAACCACCCCGCCCACACCCAGCGAGUGCUGGAGCAGUGAUCCCAGGCUGCCCUUGGCUCCCUUCUUGUCUCUGAGUGGGGGAAGGACUCUUGUUGGAUUACCCUUAUUUAUUUGACCGUUACUUGAUGUUUUUUGUGAGUUGCAGUUUUGAGUUCUCCUUCUGCCUAUGAGGGUACAGGAGCAUGAGGGCAGAGUACAGAGGUCAGUCCUGAUUACAACCCCACUCCUACCAAAGUAACUCCGACUCUGAGGGGGUCUUGCCUCUGAUAUUUCUUUACAGGAGUCUAGGUCCAUCUUGAGGAAUGCAAGGUCAGGGCAGAAUUCUGAGAGAUCCUCUUGGGUAACCCUCUUGAAAAAGAAAUGUCAGAAUUGUUGUCAUCAGUGGAGACAUCUGGCCUAGAGGAUGCUCGCCCCCUGCCUCCUUUUCCUUCUCAGCUCUGUGGGAAGCUUUAUUUCCCUGCAGAGAAGAAAACACUUAUUUUGCACCUUUUACUUUAUUUUUCAAAUACGUUCAUCCUAUAGUUGGAUGUCUAUAAAUAGCAAAAGUCAUAUAAUUAUUACAAAAUCCCUUUUAUAAUUUAAAAAUUACUUGGAAUGUCUUUUUUGUUCUGUCUCUCUCAUUGCCAUGUUUGUCUGCUAUUAGAAAAUCUUGUACAUAGAGUAUUUAGGGAAGCUUACCAGUACAGGUAAGGCUUUUAGAGAAAUAAUUAUUUUAUUUUCACUACCUUUCAAACACAAAAAAUGCCUAUAUGAAAGGGUUUGGGAUUUGUUUUGUUUUUUCAUCAACUUUCUUUCUUGGCUAUUUGCAAAGCGCACAGAGCUUCAUUCUCAGUGGGAGCAUUGGCACAGAUGCAGCCCACCUUGGCCGAAGCACCACAGUUCCUAACGGGGCAGGGGAGCCCCGGUCACCAGCAGAUCCUGAAGGACUCUGAGGAUGAGGGAGUGCAUAAGAGGAAAGGAGAGGCGAGCAAAGGCUGGCAAUGAGUGCGCUGAGGUUUAGACCUCAGACUGAAAGCCAGUACAGCCAUUGAGAGAAACACCCUUCCUGCAGGCUGGACUUUAUGAGCAUGUUAGUUCCAAAAUUUGUAGAAAAAGGCUCCUUUCAGUCUUUUUCUGUGCAGGAAGCAGUGUUUCCAGUGCAGAUGAGUGAAAGAAAGUAAGGCACCAGGAUCAGGGCAGCUUCUGAUCCUCUUCUCUCUCCUGAUUGCUCAUGAAACCUAGAAUUCCUUGAUUUGCAAAUCAGGCACUGGGGAUGGGCCACACUUCACCCCCCUCACGUCAUUCCACUCAAACUGAACACCAUCAGAAGGAUGCAUCUGGAGGCUAGCAGUUUAUGAGCUUUGCGUUUUGUUUUGUCUUAUUCGCAAAGAAAAAUCUAGAAAAAAAUCUUGUAGUAAGUAGUGGGAGAUUUUUGUGUUUGUAAGCUUUAGGGGAGGGAGGGAAUAAUCUGUAAAUGGCGCUCUCAGGUGCCCAUUAUGCGAAGUAACUGGCCUGAAAAUGAUGUUAUGAAGUGUUACUGAUCAGUCCAGCUAUGCUCAUGUUUACGCUAUAUAUGACAGAAGCUUAAUUACUCUCAUGAAGAAAACAGUAUGGGAUUCUUCAGCCGUUUGUGUUCUUAAAACUGCCUCUUGAACUAUGUGGCAAGAGGAAAUAAAAAUAUCCUAUCGUUAGUUGAUAAGGUUAAAAUAACAUUAAUGUUAAAUACACUUAGAGACGUUAAAAAAAAUACUCCCAUCAAGUGUUGCCAUUUCUAAAGAAUUGUCAUUUGUGCAAAGGUGAUCCUUGCUGCUAGCCUGGAAAAUCAUCCUUCCCAACAGAUGCGAGCCCAGCGGCUCCCUUGCUAGUCUCCCACGACUCAGCCUUUUACACAUGUCUCUCCCCCAGACCGUGUGGGGGUUGCUCCCUCUGGCAAGGCAUGCUCAGGGUUCACUUUUCACAAAGGAAGAGAAGCUUGGUUACUUGUGUUGGUCAGGUGAAGUCAAACUUUUUUUUCCUGCAUUUUCCCUUUUUCUGCUCUUGGUUACUUCUCGCAUUCAUUCCUUUCUCACUCCCUCCCACUCCCGCCCUAAGAAACAGGGUAAUUUACUUGACUCUCUGCUCGUCCCAAAGCCCCAGCCAGUCCCCUCCCUUCUGGCUACAGGAGAAUUCAGAGUCGAGUGUUUUCCCUCUGAACAGGAUUCUCUGGGCUCAGGGCCUGCUGCUGGAGUGGGGAGGGGGCGGUCGGGGGAGCUCAGGAUUGUGCUUGAUUCCCUCUGUUUCCUACCCUUCCAGCUGCCGGAUGUCAGCCCUUGUCCCCCUUUCCCUUUCUCCCCCAGUACCUGGGAUGUCCCAGGUUGGGGAAAUACGUCUGAGGUCUCUCAAUGUUCCCUGCCAUUAUGUUUCCCCAAAAAGUCACUUUACAGAGGAAAAUUGGUGCCUCCAUAACACGGGAGAUAAUCUCCAAGUUGCCUACUUUGGAGUUGCGCGGGGGUCUCUUUGUUGCGAGGGACUCUGCUUCCUGUCGCUGUCUCACUGUCCUACCUCCCCCAGCCAGGGUCUAGGGAAGAAAGGUCGCUGUCAUCCGCUCUUUCUUCAGAACCGUAGUUUCAAAAUUGACUCAUGAGUCCACAUGUGGAAAGAGCAGGGAUGAUUCCUUUAUAAAGCAGAGACUCCACUGGCAGCGUUCUUGUCGACAUCUGUAAUAAAUGUGGUGUCUGGUGCCGAAGGGAAAGUUCAUACUCCAUGGAGUCGUUACUGAGUCUUCUAGUUUAUUCCCAGAUGUUUUGUGCAACCUGGUUGUCGUUAUACCUUCUUUGGUACGCAACAUCUCCAAGAAAUACUGUGGAUCUUAUAGAUUCAUGAAACUUUUCUUCCCUCUGGAGGAUGUGACAGCUGAUUUUUAUCUUGCCAUAGGAUGCAAAAGUGGCUGUUACUAUGAUUGGUAUAGAUUAGGUCCAAAUUGUAAAGAGGUCCCCAAGAGAGGUGCCCCAAGGUGCAUGUUGAGCGGUAUGAUUGGGCAGUGCUUCAUGAAGUUUGCCAUGUUGUUCAGCUGACAGUAUCCAUUUUCUGUACAGGUGAAGUUUCCCUGUAUAAGAAUUAGCAAUUCAAAUGGUAGACCUAUAGAGCUGGUGUGGGUAUGUGUGGACAUUGUGAGUGCUAAAAAAAAAAAAAAUGUCUUGGAUGGAUGUCAUGGAAAGAAACCAUCUGGUUUUUAAAAAGAGAUGCCCUGGAGCCUCACUUUAACAACUCAUGUGGCAGAAAAAUGGGUGUAGACCCAAAGGUCUCAUGCCUUCCUUAUCCAAGGCAAGUUUGUGAGUGGAGGUAUCAGAAGCACUGUGUUAUAUACCAUAAUCUCACCUCAACUAUGGUCCCCACAGUAGGGGCCCAAAGAUAGUGUGGGAGGCUCUAGAAUUUUGAAUGGUUUUCAGUUAUCUAAUCAGAUAUUCAUUAGCUAAUCAAAAUAAGAUUCACAUACAUGCAAAAAAAAUUAUUCAUGCAUACAAAUUUGUUCAUCAGGUUGGGGCUCUUUUUUGGUGGAGUAAUUUGAGGAAAAUGACACCAUGUACAAUGAACGAUUAUCUUAUACAGCAUGUUAAUUAAAAAAGGUUUAAGUGUGCAUAGGAAUUCCUAAGUUUUGUGCAAUAAACUAUUUUUGGUAAAGGGUUUCAUAUUUAUUUGGGGGGGAUGCAUUAUAAUAUUUAAUACAAGUUGUCUCUUAUUGAGGUGUAUGUUUUCCCCCACUCAAAAAAUUGUUAAAUGCUCUAUGGAAAUUCAUUGAUUUCAAUAACAAAUUGCUGUCACUCUAUCAGUUUUCAAAA
Messenger RNA from Sarcophilus harrisii (Tasmanian devil), 8825 nucleotides. It is a transcript of the gene GOLGA3, whose product is annotated as golgin A3. The transcript has 25 exons. The coding region runs from base 523 to 5067 and encodes 1514 amino acids. Lineage: Eukaryota; Metazoa; Chordata; Mammalia; Dasyuromorphia; Dasyuridae. The record is from RefSeq and is a predicted model, not a curated record.